This is a messenger RNA of Osmerus eperlanus (European smelt), 9791 nucleotides long. RefSeq names its product zinc finger homeobox 4 (gene zfhx4). Gene Ontology annotation, molecular function: zinc ion binding; DNA-binding transcription factor activity, RNA polymerase II-specific; RNA polymerase II cis-regulatory region sequence-specific DNA binding. Lineage: Eukaryota; Metazoa; Chordata; Actinopteri; Osmeriformes; Osmeridae. The transcript is spliced from 3 exons. Bases 17 to 6985 code for a protein of 2322 amino acids. Gene Ontology annotation, biological process: regulation of transcription by RNA polymerase II. The record is from RefSeq and is a predicted model, not a curated record. Gene Ontology annotation, cellular component: nucleus.
UGGACCAGACACUUUGAUGCCUGGAAACAUGAUGCAUCCCUCAGCUGGACAAGACAAAGCCCUCUCUUUGAUGGAUUCUUCCACUGGCCUGUCCGAUGGGUCUGGAAAGUCCCAAGGUAACAGCUCCAAGGAGGAGACAAACAGUGUUGCUCAAGAGAGGAGUGAACUGGACCUCCUGGGAGAUGACCUCAAACCCCCGAAGGAGGCUUCUGAAACCCCAGACUGGAAGAGGGCGAGUGGGGUCGGACAGGACCGCAAGUCCCCCGAGUCCCUCCAGGACCAACUGAGUGAACUCCAGAAGCGUCAGCAGCAGCAGCAGCAUCAGCAGCUCUCGGUCUCCGACCGCCACGUCUACAAGUACCGCUGCAACCACUGCAGCCUGGCCUUCAAGACCAUGCAGAAACUUCAGAUACAUUCCCAGUACCACGCCAUCAGAGCUGCCACCAUGUGUAGCCUCUGCCAGAGGAGCUUCAGGACCUUUCUCGCCCUCCGGAAGCACUUGGAGACCGGACAUCCUGAGCUCAGUGAAGCAGAGGUCCAGCAGCUGGUUGGAAGCCUACCGAUCAAUGGGGACAUCUCCGAGAGCGAGGCCAGGGCCUUCGAGGAAGCACACGCCUUCGAUCAGGACAUGGACAAAGAUGAGGAGCUGGACCAGGAGGAAAAGGCCAGCCCAACUGGAAGUGACAGCAGCUCGUUGCUGGACGAUAUGGGAGCAGAACCCAAACGGACCCUGCCCUUCAGGAAAGGGCCGAACUUCACCAUGGAGAAGUUCCUGGAUCCAUCCCGUCCUUACAAGUGUACAGUGUGCAAGGAAUCCUUUACUCAAAAGAACAUCCUCCUAGUUCACUACAACUCAGUGUCCCACCUGCACAAGCUGAAGAAGGUUCUCCAAGAGGCAUCGAGCCCUGUGCCACAGGAAACCAGCAACAACAUCGACAACAAACCAUUCAAAUGCAAUGUUUGUAACGUCGCCUACAGCCAAAGCUCAACUUUGGAGAUUCAUAUGAGGUCCGUGCUCCACCAAACCAAAGCAAGAACAGCCAAAACAGAGACAAGCAACAGCAGCAGCAGUGCUGGAAACAGUGGGAUCAGUGGUCUGACCCCCGCAAAGAGCCCAGCCCCGUCUGCACAAGGGAACAGCAACAACUCGGACACCGCAAGAAGCGCAACGCCGUCGGCUAACAAAGAAAACACUGUAGAAGCCAAAGAAGCCAACAACAGCAGCAGCUUAAAGCAAACCACAACUACUGACCACGCCCAGUCCGCACAGUCGUCCAGCCUUCAGGCGGCCCAGUCCGCAGCUCAGCUGCAGAUGCAGCUUCAGCACGAACUCCAGCAGCAGGCUGCUUUCUUCCAGCCCCAGUUCCUCAACCCGGCUUUCUUCCCCCACUUCCCCAUGACCCAGGAGGCCCUGCUGCAGUUCCAACAGCCCCAGUUCCUCUUCCCCUUCUACAUCCCCGGGGCAGAGUUCAACCUCAGUCCCGAGCUGGCCUUGCACUCGGCGGCCGCGUUCGGGAUGCCCGGCCUCACCGGCUCCUUCCUGGAGGAUCUGAAACAGCAGAUGCAGCAGCAGCACCAGCUGCAGCAGGCGCAGGCUCAACAGCAGCACCAACAGCAGCAGCAGCAACAACAGCAAGUCUCCCAGUCGCAGCUCCAGCAACAGAAAAACCAGCAGUCCCAGACACACAAAACCAAAAUGGAGCCCAGCAGUGUGUCAGUCUCCGAGAUCCAGAUGUCCAGAGAGGCAGAGGAGCACCUGGAGAAACAGGAGAACAAGGCCAAGAUGGAGAAUGGAGCUGAUGGGAGCAGUGAGGGAGGAAAAGACAACAAAGACGCCAAGAAGCCAAAGUUUUCAGAGCCGUUGAUUCCUCCUCCACGUAUUGUCUCCGGCGCUAGAGGCAACGCAGCCAAAGCGCUCCUAGAGAACUUCGGGUUCGAGCUCGUCAUCCAGUACAACGAGAACAGGCAGAAAAGUCAGAAGAAAAACAAAGAGGGAGAACUGGUAGUGGAGGUGAAUAACGAUAAGCUGGAGUGUGGCGUGUGUGGAAAGCUUUUCUCCAACAUGCUCAUUCUGAAGAGCCACCAGGAGCAUGUACACGGUCAGUUCUUCCCCUACGGCGAGCUGGAGAAGUUCGCUCAGCAGUACAGAGAAGCUUACGACAAACUUUACCCCAUAAACCCCUCCUCACCCGAGACUCCUCCCCCUCCGCCGCCUCCCCCUGCCCCCCCAGCCCCAGUCACAGCUCAGCCUCCCCCCACCUCCAUGGCAAAGACCCAGGCCCCAUCUCCUUCCCCAACCCAAACCCCACACCAGGUUCCCCAGCCUCAACCAACACCCCCUCCUCCACCUCCCCAGCAGCAGGCUGUACCUCAACAAGUGCAGCUCCCUGUCCCCAUGGACCUGCCCCUCUUCUCCCCUCUGAUGAUGCAGUCUGUCCAGCACCCAGGGUUAUCCCAUCAGCUGGCCCUUCAACUGCCAUCUAUGGACUCCCUGUCCUCGGACCUCACACAGCUCUGCCAACAACAGCUGGGUCUCGACCCCAACUUCCUCCGCCAGUCCCAGUUCAAGAGGCCGCGUACUCGCAUCACCGAUGAUCAGCUGAAGAUCCUCAGAGCCCACUUCGACAUCAACAACUCCCCCAACGAGGAACAGAUACAGGAGAUGGCCGACAAGUCUGGCCUUCCUCAGAAAGUCAUCAAGCACUGGUUCCGCAACACCCUCUUCAAAGAGAGGCAGCGAAGCAAAGACUCCCCCUAUAACUUCAACAUCCCGCCCAUCACAACACUGGAAGACAUCAGAAUUGAGUCCCAGUACAACACACUGGAGUACUACCGAACUGAUGCAACUAUGAACAAGAGAUCAUCCAGGACCAGGUUCACCGAUUAUCAACUGAGAGUCCUGCAAGACUUCUUUGACACGAACGCCUACCCGAAGGACGACGAGAUCGAACAGCUGUCCACGGUGCUAAACCUUCCCACGCGCGUGAUCGUAGUGUGGUUCCAAAACGCCCGCCAAAAAGCCAGGAAGAGCUACGAGAACCAGGCCGACGCGAAAGACGAGAAGAAAGAACUCACCAACGAGCGCUACAUCAGAACCACCAACAUGCAGUACCAGUGUAAAAAGUGCAACGUCGUGUUUCCGCGCAUCUUCGACCUCAUCACCCACCAGAAGAAGCUGUGCUACAAGGACGAGGACGAGGAAGGGAAUGAGGACAACCAUUCUGAGGAGUACAUAGAUGCUGGCGACCUGGGUCCUAGCAAGCACAUGGAGCUACACAAGCCGCCGCCCCACGGAGCCUCAACUAGCUCAGGCUCCAGCUCUCCUCUGAUGCCCUCUCCUCGACCUAACCUGGGAAAGAGCUCCCCUAAACCAGAACCGCUCUCUGAAACCAAGUCCAAACCGACAGAGACUGCCCCGGCCCCAGUGAUAAAACCCCAGUCCGAGCCGAGACCAUCCAAGGCGUCCACCCCUCAACCACCCCCUCAGAAGGCCCCUCAACCACAGACGUCCAGGCCUCACUCCCAGCCCCAGUCUGCUGCAGUGCCCUCCAGCCCCCUCUCCUUAGCCCUUUCCUCCCUGACCAACAGCCUUCCACAUCAUAUGCUUCAGUACCAGUGUGACCAGUGUAAGAUCGCAUUCCCCACAGUGGAACUCUGGCAGGAACACCAGCACAUGCAUUUCCUGGCGGCCCAAAACCAGUUCCUCCACUCCCAGUUCCUGGAGAGGCCUAUGGAUAUGCCCUACAUGAUCUUUGACCCUAACAACCCCCUGAUGACCAGUCAGCUGCUGUCAGCUGGACUCUCCCAAAUGCCCUCUCAGAGUGUUUCAGGUAUGAGCUCUGGCUCGGGCUCCAUGAAGAGGAAACUAGAUGACAAAGAGGAAAGCUCCAAUGACAAAGAUUGCAGCAUCAGCGCCGAAGAGCAACACAGAGACAAGCGCCUCAGGACCACCAUCACGCCUGAGCAACUUGAGAUCCUGUACGACAAAUACCUACUGGACUCCAACCCUACGCGAAAGAUGCUCGAUCACAUCGCACGCGAGGUUGGCCUGAAGAAAAGAGUGGUGCAGGUGUGGUUUCAGAACACUCGUGCCAGAGAGAGAAAAGGACAGUUCAGAGCUCUGGGACCGUCACAGUCCCACAAGAAAUGCCCUUUUUGUAGAGCGCUCUUUAAGGCUAAAUCAGCUCUAGAUAGCCACAUACGCUCCAGACACUGGCACGAGGCCAAGCAGGCUGGCUUCAGUUUGCCCCCUAGCCCAAUGAUGAACCAAGACAACGAAAGAGGCGAAAGCCCGCAGAAGUAUAAUUUUUUUGAGUGUGCUCAGCUGUCCACCAAGACUGAGCCGAGUGAUUAUGAGCUACCAGCAGCAUCCUCAACCCCGGUCAAACCAUCUGAGUCACCGUUAAAAAACUUCUUGAGCCCUUCAUCCUUGAAAGCAGAAAACUGUGAUGAAACUGAAGGGCUUAACAUAAAUUCUGCAGAGGCGUCAUCUUACGACAUCAAGAUGGACUUCGACGAGACCUCCUCGAUCAACACGGCCAUAAGCGACGCCACGACCGGAGACGAGGGAAACAACAACGAAGUCGAGAGCCUCACGUCCAACGGAGGGGACAAGCUGGGGGACAAGAACAACCAGGCCCCGAGCUCGGAUGGGGGGGACGACAGGUGCCUCUUCAGCAUGGUGAGCCCCUCCCUCAGCUUCUCUGGCAAAGACGGAGACUCCUACUACAGCUACAGAGACGACGAAAUGGACGAAAUCAACGAUCAAAGUGAGUGUUCGAGCCUGGCUGACCCCAGCUCCCCCAGUCCUUUCGGAAACCCUUUCAAAUCCGGGAAGGGCAGCUGCAGCGGGGACCGGCCAGGCCACAAGCGCUUCAGGACCCAGAUGAGUAACCUCCAGCUCAAGGUCCUCAAGGCCUGCUUCAGUGACUACCGCACGCCCACCAUGCAGGAGUGCGAGAUGCUCGGCAGCGAGAUAGGACUCCCCAAACGCGUGGUGCAGGUGUGGUUCCAAAACGCCCGCGCGAAAGAAAAGAAAUUCAAGAUAAACAUCGGGAAGCCGUUCAUGAUAAGCCAAGGCUCGCCCGACGGCCCGAGACCCGAGUGCACUCUGUGUUGUGUGAAGUACACCGCCCGGAUGUCCAUCCGCGACCACAUCUUCUCCAAACAGCACAUCGCCAAAGUGCAGGAAACCCUGGGCAACCAGGUAGAUAGAGAGAAGGACUACCUAGCUCCCACGACUGUCCGUCAGCUGAUGGCCCAGCAGGAGUUUGACAGAAUGAAGAAGGCAGGGGACGGGCACAGCCCGCUAUCCCAGCAGCAGAACACAUCGGACAGCAACAAUGCACUUCAUGGCCUCAGCCUGCCAUCAGGCUACCCAGGGAUCUCUGGCCUGCCACCGGUCCUACUUCCUGGGGUCAACGGGCCAUCUUCACUUCCUGUUUUCCCACCUAACACACCUGCUUUAGCGGCGCCUGGUGCUGGCAUGCUUGGGUUUCCUACACCAGCCACCCCCUCUCCUGCCAUGUCUCUCAGCACUACCCCAACCAAGACUCUUCUGCAGACUCCUCCACCUCCACCUCCUCCUCCUCCUCCUCCUCCUGUUCCCUCCACACCUUUGACAGCAGUUAAUCAUACUGAGCAGCACCGCAAAGACCCAGAGAGAGACAGCAGGAAUAGCAGCAGCAGCAGCAGCAAGAGAGCAGGGGAGAAGCCUCCACAGACCAAGACCAAGGAAAGGGAAGCAGAGAACGUCGCUCGGCCGGGGACCCCCAGCGCGGCCAGGAAGAGGGAUAAACCAGCUCCAGCAGGGAAACCAGGAAGUGAGGGUUCAUUGGACGCAGCUCAGCUGCAAGCUCUUCAGAACGCCCUCGCCGCAAGCGACCCAAGCUCCUUCCUGGGAGGCCAGUUCCUGCCUUACUUCCUACCAGGGUUCUCCAACUGUUUUUCACCCCAGCUGCCCAGGGGGGUCCAGGCCGGGGGAUAUUUCCCCCCACUGUGCGGGAUGGAGAACCUUUUUCCUUUUGGCCCAGCCGCAGUCCCACAAGCAGGCAUGGCUGGUCUCUCCCCCACCGCUCUCCUGCAGCAGUACCAGCAGUACCAGCAGUCCCUCCAGGAUUCGAUGCAGAAGCCACAGAAGCAGAAACCAACUCCUGUGAAGUCAUCCCAGAGUGCACAGGGCAACGCCAACUCCUUCAAACCAAAACAAGCUGUGCAAGCGAAGGAUGACUACAACAAAGGCUCUUCGACGGAAAGCACAAGAGAAGAACCGAAAACGGAUACCAAAAGUACUACAGACUUUCCAGACGCUUCUAUCGUACCGUCCGUCAAGCAUGAGUUUAUAUGCAGGAAGUGCCAGAUGAUUUUUGCGGACGAAGAUUCAGUGGUUCGUCAUCAGAAGUCCUACUGUUACUUCGGACAGCCUUUUACCGACCCGCAAGAGACAGUGCUUCGGAAGGCGGUGAGCAAGUUCACCUGCGUCGCCUGCAACGUGGUUGUUAACGGAAAAGAGGCGCUCGGCCAACACCUUCAGUCCAGCUUGCACAAAGAGAAAACAAUCAAACAAGCAAUGAGAAAUGCCAAAGAGCAUACUAGAUUAUUACCUCACUCUGUCUGCUCCCCUCCUCCUAACACCACAUCUACCUCACAGUCUGCAGCUUCGUCUAAUAACACCUUUCCUCAUCUCUCUCGCUUGUCCAUGAAGUCCUGGCCAAACGUCCUUUUCCAGGCAACAGCCCGAAAAGCUGCUUCUUCUCCCUCUGCUUCUCCUCCCCCCCCCCUCUCCUCACCUUCAACGGUUACCUCAACUUCCUGCACCUCAGGGGUUCCGACCUCACUACCCGCCGAGAGUUGUUCAGAUGAGUCUGACAAUGAGCUUAGCCAGAAGCUGGAUGACUUAGAUAACUCGUUGGAAGCCAAGGCUAAGCCGGCCUCUGGCCUAGACGCUAGCUUCAGUAGUAUCAGAAUGGAUAUGUUCAGUGUGUAGGAGUGGAAAAAAAGGAUCCCUUGCUUAAAGAAAAAAAAAUAAGACUUUUAACUGCAGUUCCAAAGUUUCUCUUAACCCAAAAAAAUUACAGUACCAAAUGAUUGACUCAGGAUUGUUUUUCCCAUAUUGAUAUGCUGGCAAGAUAUUGAUUGAUUUUUGUUAUGGACAGAACUGUUGCAGAUGCUUGACUGAGCUUAUAUUGUAUACAAAAACACGGAGUAGGAAAAGAUCCCACAGGCUCCUUUCGGGGGAGCUUGUUUCAAGCCAAAAACUCUCACGAUAGCAAAUUGCACCUCAGCUGGAUUGCUUUCCAAAUGCUAGCAUGUACUGUAUGGGAGGAUGGUCCCCACCCCUCAAAGAGAAUCUCUCUUAGUUUAGAUAGGUGUAAUUCAGUAGCUUUAAAUUCUCAGGUCAGAACAUAACAUUUCUCAUUUGUUAAAGCAGCAACAAGCCUGGGUACACUCGGCUUCUAACCAAAACAUGUCAAGCUUUAUCGGACGCAUUUUCUUGAUGUGUGUAGAGUACCAAGAGACAAUAUUACUGUUACAAUGAACGAUGUGCAUAUCCUUUUAGUUCUUGCCCUACAAAAACAGUAUGUUUUCGCCACUGAGGGACUUUAGGAUGGUGAUCAGUAACGUGUGUGAUGCCCCUGUGUUUGCCAGUUUGUACUACAGCAAGCUGUGUCUAUUUCCGACUCCCUUUUUCUUGUAGAAUAUACUGAUCUGUGCCAACUCUUACCUUCUUACUUUUGAUCUCUGCUCACCCUUUUCUGGAGAGGUAAUAACUCUAGUUUUGAUAGACUCUGGAGGAGUAUGUGAAUAAUAAGACAUUUUUCAUUUGUGAAUUGCUGUACUGAUACGGUACCUGCUUGUGUCUGGACUAUAGUGCACUUAUUUCAGUUUUUGUUUUAUUUUUUUUAUAUUAUUAUUUCUGUAGGCCAUUUGUUAAUUUAAUAGACUUUUUUUUGUCUGUUUGUUUUAAUUAUUGUUUGUGUUUAUUGCAGCAGCAUAUUGUUCACAAUUGUUAGAGGAUUGAUGCCUAAUGAUCCAGAGACCUAUUUAUCAAUUGGUGCAUCCAUGAAAGUAGUACUGUAUACUUGAAACUAUUAAGGUACAAGUUGGUCAAAAUGUUUUGUAAGUAAAAAAAAAAAAAAAAAGUAUGAAUAUUUGCUCUUCGCUAGCAAAUAUGCUGCUUUAAAAAGGGGGACUACAGCAUUUGUUUUGUAUAAAGAAACACUUUCCUUGUGCUUGUAGACUGACUACAGUGUUACACCUAUACACUGCCAUUUAGUGCAUAGGAUUUUGUCCUCCAUCUCUCCUGGCAAAUCUGUCGAUCUGUCACGAGAAGAAAACAUUUUGCUUUAUACAGGUAUCGUAGUCAUUCAAACAUUACAAAGUAUUACCUUACAAUAACGUUUUGCUGCUACUAUGUCAUGUUAUUUUUGCUCGCCAUAAAUUCUCAACUUUCUACCAGACAGAUUACUGACCCCAUGAAUUGCUUUGCUUCACUUUUUCUAAUUUUUAUCACUUUUUGUUUCGGUUAUUUUGCUGUGGAACUUAAAUGAAUGUGAAGGCUGUCAAAGGGUGUUCAAUUUUUAAGGAUCACUUUCUAGUUUGGUAAGGUAAGCAAACGUGAUUCAUUCCAAAGUAACAGAAGGCUAUUUGUAUGAAAGAAGAAGGGUUGUGAACAAAGAAGGCUAAGCUGUUGUAUAUAUUCGUAGUUGGCUGUGCAUGGUACAAAUUUAUUAAUAUGAAGAAAUGCAAAAAUGUAUUGCUUUUGGUAUUUCCUAUUCUGAGAUGAGCAAGUAGCAUGUAAUGCAACUGUUUGACAGGUUAAAUCAAAUCAUGCUUAGUUUUUGUUUUAAAUUAUGAAAUCAAGUAACAUUUCCUCUGCCAUUUUAUUAUUGUACAGGUGUUUUCUUUUCGUUUUACCGCAGAAAUGUCCGUUUUUAAUUCUCUUUUACGUGUGAACUUUUUAAAUGUUCUUAUUUGGAUUUUUAGUAUUUUAACAUUUACUUUAAUCCUGAAGACACUUUUCGAUUGUGUUUCACGAGAGACAUCCUGGCCUGCUAAGGUGCAGUUCUGCCGUUGUACAAACACAAGCAAACAGUCCUGAUUCCAAAGGCUCCCACAACCUGGCGUUCUGCCUUUCCCCCCACUAUGUGGCUCAGCAUUGCAAGACUGAACUGUCAGCUAGCAUCACUCGCUAAGAUGUUAGCAUCAGACAGAAUGCUUCCCACACUAAGGACUGGUAAAAGCUAACAAACCAACAAAUGGAUGGUCCAAUAAUAUAACUGUACAUAAAUAUUGCAACUGCACAGCAGCCAAAAAAAGAAAAAAAAGUACCUUUUUAAAACGGAUGGAUUGUGUCAUGCUUUGAGGACAGCCUUCAAAAGGUUGAAAUUGGAAUUGUUCUUCUGGAUGUCAAAGGGAUUUUCACGGCGCAAUCAUAUCCUACACAAUAUGUACUCUCAACAUCUGGGUUACAUCGGAAAUGCACCCUGGGGUUUUAAUAAGAGGAGGCCCCUAUGGCUGAAACUUUAAAUAAACUAAACCAAAAAUGUUAUUGAUGUUUUAUAUAUAGAGUAGUCGCAUUAGUUUUUGUUACUGUAAUGUUUGAGGUCUCAAUUGUACCAUACCACGGUAAUUACAUGGUUUUGAAACCUUUUUUUAUUUUGUCACAGACCUGUUGUCAUAGUUGAAAUGGCGUUUAUUGUAGAUGGUAUUUGAACAACUUCUGGAAAUAGUUCAUUAAGUAUGUUUGUUGCUCAUUGUUGUGAUACAUUAAAAACUGUAUCUGCAAACAA